UUGAAAUUAUGAAUCAGAGAGGUGGUCCCCGUGCCUCCGGUUACAUACAUCUAUAAUACCGUAUAGUAUAAAUCAUCAUUUCUGGGUACCAACGGCGAUACCGCGAAGCAAAAAUAUAUUUCGCGAGGCGAGACGAUUUAAUUCGCACUGUCGAUCGCUCCGGCUCACGUAUCGGACGCAUAAUAUAUAAGAGGGUACCUGCCGCGGAACCCUUUUCACGCGAAAGUACCUUAUGCAGUGAAGUGCUGUGCUAAUUUUCUUUCACCAUGUUCUGUUUCGUUUUAUUGGAAAUGACUUAUCUUUACGAAGACAAACACGGGUUAUAACAGUGGUGGGUUUGUCUAGUUGUGAAUUUAUUAUUUAAUUAAGAUACAAAUCUAUAAGAAAAGUUCCUUCAACAAAGUGCUGUGAUAUUCAACCAGAACGAAUUAAUCUGUGAUAUAAUAAUUAAUUUAUUACGUUAAUUUAUUAUGAAAAACAACCUCUCAGAAAAUGACGAACAAUAAUCAAGACAUAUUGGAAGAAGUUUGUGUCGAAAACGGUCGAAACGCCGAUCAGUUCGAAAAACUUUUAGGAAAUAGAUGUCAAACGGCUCCGACGUUGCCGGCUUUGCUUCCGGCUUCGCAGAUCUGCGGAAAGAAAUUAGAAAAUAGAAGAAAGUCUGAUAACAGUCUAUUGGGUUCUUUCAAUAGAUUGAGGUAUUCUAUAGGUUCGAAAGAUGGUCCCAUUCAAUUUAAUAAUAGGCUUAGUAGGAUUGUAUUCCAAACAUUACAACCCAGAGGUCUAAAUAGUAAGGAAACUUCAACUAUUCAAAAAAAUAACCAUAGCAGUGAAUAUGUAAAGGCAAACAGACACGAAAAAAAUCCGAAAAACUACAGAUUUAGGCAGUCCAGAUUCAAUGCAAGAAGAAUUAGGAAACGAGUAGUUUUCAAACACGGUGAUUGCAAUGUGAUACAAGGCAACGUCGCCAAAAGACGCCGAAAAUACCUUCAAGACAUUUUUACAACGUUGGUGGACGCGCAAUGGCGCUGGACGCUGUUGGUGUUCGCCAUGAACUUCUUUUUAUCUUGGCUGAUGUUUGCUAUAGUGUGGUGGCUUAUUGUAUUUACUCAUGGAGAUCUCAGCGAGGAGCAUAUUAAUGGCACCGAUCCAUGGGUACCUUGCAUUACAAAUAUACGCGGCUUCACGUCGUGCUUCCUUUUCAGUAUUGAAACUCAACAUACCAUUGGUUAUGGCGGUAGAACUACCACAGAAGAAUGUCCAGAGGCCAUCUUCGUCAUGUGUAUUCAAAGCAUAACAGGUGUUAUGAUUCAGGCAUUUAUGGUUGGUGUAGUCUUCGCAAAACUUUCCAGACCAAAGAAAAGAACUCAAACGUUGAUGUUUUCCAGAAAUGCAGUUAUUAACCACCGAGAUGGUGUACCAUGUCUUAUGUUUAGGGUAGGUGACAUGAGAAAAAGUCACAUUAUAGAAGCGCACGUUAGAGCGCAACUCAUAAAACACAAAGUUACUAGGGAGGGAGAGAACUUACCGUUUUUCCAAACAGAACUGAAGGUAAGCGGAAAAGUAGGCGGUGACGGGGAGGAAGAUAAGAUUUUCUUCAUUUGGCCAACAACUAUCGUUCAUAAAAUCGAUUGUAAUUCCCCACUUUACAACAUGUCCGCAAAUAAUUUACUUAGGGAGCGAUUUGAAAUUGUAGUUAUUUUAGAAGGUGUUAUUGAGUCAACUGGUAUGACAACUCAAGCAAGAUCCAGUUAUCUUCCGUCGGAAAUUUUAUGGGGCCACAGAUUUCAGUCGCUCAUUACAUUCAAAAAGGAUUCUGGGGAGUACGAAGUAGACUAUGCGCUGUUCAACAACACAGUCGAAGUGGACACACCUUUAUGUAGCGCUAGGGAACUGGACGAAAGGAGGGCCAUGUACAACAAUGAAGGCUUGGAAGAAAAACCAAAAUUUUUGACAACCGGCCAAUGCCGCAUGAACGGGUUAUUUCCAUCAGUUCGUUCGCAAUCUAGCGACACCCUAUCCAGUAUGGAUUCAUUGUCGAUUGAUGAUGGACACAUCGAAAUGAAAAUUCCAACUAGUCCUAUUCCAGUAACCAUCACUGCUCCGGAAGAGAUGACGCCGGAAGAGAAUGUGCCGCUAACCAAUGGGACUUUAAAAAACCAUUCGAAUAUGAUACCUCCGGUAUAACGUUAGUGUUUAUUAGGUUAAUGUUAUUCGAAUUUUGAGAGAUGAAAUGUAGAAAUUAUUUUUAUAUUAUGCAGGGUAGUUCGGGAUUUAUUUUGUCAGGGAUUUCGUAAAAUAGUAGAAGUGGAUUCGCAAAAGUUAGUAAAUGUGCACAUUAGGUAACAAUGUAGGUGUUAUUUUGAUGAAUAUUUUUCAAUUCUGUGCCAUUUCAAGAAUUGAUUUGAUAAGUAUUUUCUGUAAAAGUAAGUUUUGUUCAUUUUCGACAAGCAGUGAACAAUGGUCAUUCGCUUUUCUUUGGAUCUUUUGCCUUUUUUUUCUAGAAACUAAUGCUGCUUGAUAUCUCCUGGGCAUAGAAGGCACAUAGUUAAUUGUUUUUCCAUCACAGAUGCAUUUUCAAAAUAACUUUGGGAACACUAGUUGCAUUUGUAAUUUUUUUUUUUUUUUUUUUUGUUAGACAAAUAAGUUGAUUUUGGUCAUAUAGUUAGUCCACUUGUCCUCAUUGUUAAGCUAAUUAAGUUUUCAUCAAAACUACUAGUUAGUUAUAAUUCGAAAAGUUCAGGUCCAUAUUUAUAAAGAAGUAUUUAUAUUGAAAGUGGCUUGCAAACACAAAAGAACUCCAUUCCCAAAUAAAAAAAGGCACAAUUUCGUUUUUUAUUUAGUUCUCUUUAACCAACCUUUUAAUAUUUUAUUAGUACAAUAAUUAAAAAUAACCAUUUCUACUGAUAGUUUACGAAAUUUUUGUAUAGAAAAUUUAAAUCCAAACCAUUUAGUUAUACAUUAGUUAUAAUUUUUUUGUUCUUUGCUUGCAUUUUAUCGGAAUGUAUUCAAAUAGUUAUCGACAAAUGAUGUGAUUUAAUUAUGUUUUUUUAUUCGAAUAACGUAUUUAUAUACACAAAUACAAUUUCUAAAAUAGUAGUAUAUACUUCUUAAUUUCCAUUUGCACUCCUUGAAAAAUAAAUAACGUUAAGUUCCCAAAUGUAUUGCUAUUAUUUAAACAAUGUAAGUUUACCACAUUACCUGUAAUUUAUUUUUAAAGUUUGAUGCAAAUUUAUUUCAAAAAGAAGUUUUUAACGGCCUCCAAAAAAAAAAGGAGGAAAAGGUUCUCAAUAUUUUUUAUGUAUAUUCAACGAUAAUUCUUUACCACUUUGUCCGAUUUGUAAGAUUCUUUUUUUUUUGUUAGAUAGGGGUACCACGGGAGAUGGUGCCAUAUACAUUUGGACAAGAGCUGAUGAUAAAAUCAGCAAACUCAAUUUGUAAUGGCAUCUGCCCGAUUUUGGAGUCGGAUUUUUUAAAAUUACUUUUAUAACUUGUAGAAUUAAACAGACAUUUCAUCUCUCUCCCUCUCUUAUUUAAAAUAUUUUACGCUUAAAUAAUUUAAAUGAUUUUUAUCGCAGGACGAUGUAAAACGUUUGUAAAACAUUUUUAUUUAUAAGAAACAAUGUAUCCAUAAUUAUAAACAAUUUUCAAAUUAUUUUUUUUUGUAAUAAAAAUAAAAAAUAAACAUUUUUUUUAAAUAUGUUUUUGAUUUCGCUGCAUUAACGUAAAUACUUUGAAUAAACGCAAAAGCAAUUACCCACCGUCAUAAAAAAAUACAAUUAAAUUAAUAACGUUUACAAUUGACAAGAAAUUUAAUUGAAAAUUACAUAAUUUAAAUUAUACCGGUUUCGUAAAAUUGUUUAUUUUACUGGAUACAUUUUUAGUUAUUUAAUUACAAAAAACUGCUUCCUAUUAUCGAGUGGCCUUAAUAAAAAAAAUUCCUUUACUAUUAAAGAGGAGAAUGUCAAAAAAUAUGUAAUUUUGUGUCUAUGUAAAAAUAAACAUUUUUGUGGUACUAGUUGUGAAAGUAGGCUGUUUUGAUAUAACCCUAUGGAAUGAUAUUUAUUAUUGUUUAUUUUCUUUUUUUUUUAUUAAGUCCAACGCAUUUUUAUAAAAAUAUAGGUAUAUAGGUAGUCGAGUGGUGUAAAAUAAUUCGGAUUUGUAAAAGAGUUGAUACCAAAUUAUGUGGGGUGUGUGUAAAAUAUCUUUACAAAAACAUAUCAUAUCCAUUAGUUGUAUUAACUAAAACCUCAGUACAAAAUUGCUCAGUUUGGCCACUAGACGGUAAUGAAAAUUAAAAUUUUAAACCGUUCCUCUAUUAUAAAUUUUAAACGCCUACAUUGACAGAGUUUUAGGUUUUAUUUGAAAAAAUUAUGACUAAUAUUAACUCAUAGGCUUAAAACUUGCACAUUUAAAAUUUCUACGCCAAUGGAGGAAAAUGAAUUUGAAAACGGAAUUUGGAAUGCUUAACUCAUUUACUACAUAAAACUCGAUUACGCCCACAGUUUUGGCGAAAUAUUAAUUUUAAUAGUUUUUAAUGUACGUUUCAAAAAAAAAAAGUUUAUUUACUAAAACAUGAAUACAAAUAACAAAGAUUUCAUAAAAUCUGUAGUACAAUACAAUACUACUACAAUAGUGUCGUAAUUUCUCACUUUUCUUGGAAACUUGUCUGUUGACUUGCCCAUUCCAAAAAUUAUUAUUUGAAAAUCUAAGUGGAUUUUAUUUAUUCCAAGCACAGACUACAGAACGAAAACCAAUAUAUUUCCUAUCCAUUCUAGUAAGAACACUGUACAUAUAUGAAAUUCACCAAUCACUGUAUAUAUUUGUUACCAGGCUACUUUUAUUUUGUUUUUUAAACAUUAGAUAUGUGAAAAUUCGGCCAAACUAAUUGUCAGUAUGUUUUUUAGUAAUUAAGAUUAAAUAUACAUUAAAAAUGAGCGUUUCUUGUGAAGAUUUUCAUCUAUAUUUACAAAUAAAUCGUAAUUUUAAUAAAACUAUCUAAAACCAAUUUAAUUACAAAUUAGUAAAAUCAAAUUAUUUUUAAAAUAGUUAUUUUAACUUAUUUGUAAAAUUUAGACAUUUUCUUUAUUGGUUGUAGAAAAAAUAUACUAUACAUAGUGUAAAACUCGGGUCGAUUGUUCGUAUGCUGAGGUAAGUUUACUUAAAUCGGCCUAUUUGAAUAUAUUUAUAUAUGUGGUGUGUUAUUGUAAAGACCUUUUACAAAUACGCUGUAUUUUAACCAAGAAAUAUGAAUUCUAAUGAAAUUAUUCAACAUGGAACCUUUAAGUAGUCAAAAGUACUUAUAAUUGAAUAUAGAAAUUUAGCAGAUUGAUAAUCAAGGGUAAUAUACCAAGACCUUGAUAAUAGUCAACUAUUUUUGUUGAAUCGAAAUCUCGAGAAUAUUUUAAUACCAAUUUGAUGAGACAUCAAUUGAUUAUUAAUGCCAAAAUUAUGUAGAAUCAAAUUGUAAAAUGUUUCUCUAGAGAAAUAGUCGCUGAUAUUUGGUCUAUGAAGAUAGUCAAUAAAAAAUAACUCCAAGCAACGGGAAUUCUAUUCUGUAAACAUUUUGACAUACCUUUAUCAGAAUACGCUAGAUCAAUGAUGAUGUAAUUAUGGUUCCACUGACAAUUAAAGUGACAGUAGAUUUUUUGAGUGCAUUUUGUUUAUCUAAAUUAUAUCUUUUUUUCACUUUUAUAAAUAUAUUCCUAAAGUAAGUAGAUAACAUGCAUCAAAUAUACAAUCGUUUAGUUACCAAUUACAUAUCUUUAAACUAUUUUUUAAGCCCUAUAGACAAUAUUUAGAAAUAAACUAAAAACAGUAAAAACGUAUUUGUCAAAUGUAUUGAUGUUUUUGUUAAAAGUUUGGUUAGAAUUAAAUGUCAUUGGAACCAAAAUGACAUCACAUCGAACUAGCGUAUUGUAAUGAAUAUUUGAGUUAACUAAUAAACGUGGACUGUUGAAAAAUCCUUAGAAUACUCUUUAAAAUCAAUAUAUGGAAUGUGCUAAAGUUACCAAAAUACACCUACUUUUUUAUUAACUAUUUAAUUUAGUUAUUUAUUUAUUUAUAUUCAUAUUUAUUUAUGUUAUCUUUAUUUCAAAUCCUUUGUAUGGUUUCUUAGAAUAUUUAAAACAUAAUUCAUUUUUGAUCAAUUUUUACGUAUUGGUGAAUUUUUUUUAAACGAUUAAACAUUACAUUUUGAUUAUUUUUUUUAAGUUAUUAAAAUUUUAUACGAAUUUCACACAGUUUUAGGUAAACAUUGCGUAUUUUUCUUUUCUUAUUUUUAUUAUGAAUGCUAUUUAUUUUAGUCAAUAUUUAGUAAUAUCCCACUUUUUUUACUUUAUCAUUAUUUCCUAAUAUUUUAAGAAUAUUUGUAGAAAAUUAGAGUUAGUGUAUAGCUUUUUAUUUCUGAAUUUGUUUAGGUACUCAUAUUUUCUAAAUUAAUUUAUAGGUAGGCACUUUUUACAGUCUUAGGUUAUUUUUUUGGUUUUAAUGUACCUAAACAGAUGUACAACUUCAAUUUUAAAGAAUUGCAAAGACUUUUUCGUAAAAUGUAUGUUUAAAAUCAUCUCUAGGUAUACUGAUUAGUUAAAUAUUAUUUAAUAAUUCAAAUUAACCUUUCUACCGCUUGUUGAGAUCACACAUUUUUACAUGUACACUUUUUAAAACCUGUGUUUAAAAAUAUACUGAAAAAAGAUUUUUAUUUCAAGAACAAUUGAAAAAGAAGUGAACAUAAGAUUUAAUCCAAAAGAGUAUUCAAUGUUUUUAAAUAUUGAUCCAAGAAAUUUGCAGAAAGGUAGAAUGCACUAUUACCUUUAUUAAUUAUUAUGCUUUUAUUUUCUUUAAAUUUUAUCACAUUUUCCAAUAAACAUCACAAGUAUUUUUCGCGUGGGUAUUAUUAAAUUCAAUGAAGUACUUAAAACAUUUUUAGUUUAUAAGGUGAUAAUAGAAAUGCUGUAAAAUAAUUUGUAUUUGUAAGUUAUAGUGCCAUAGUAUUUAUAUUUUGUUUUUUAUCAAAUAAAAUCUUGUAAGAUGA
Messenger RNA from Psylliodes chrysocephalus, 7033 nucleotides. The record is from the annotation of a GenBank genome assembly. NCBI's taxonomy places the organism in Eukaryota, Metazoa, Arthropoda, Insecta, Coleoptera, Chrysomelidae.